AUGUCUUUUUCAACCCCCGACACCGCGAUGCUAGAGGCGUUGGUGCCAGGCUAUACCCUCAUCUCACGCUUUUUCCUAUCCUACUUUCACAUCGACCUUACUGCUUACCUGCAGUACGUUGUUGCUUUAGCUGUGUUUGCCGUGUCCCUACAGUACAUCUCCAAGUACGCAUCGGAAUUUUUCCGAGAGUAUUUAGUCUGUUACGCUGAAAUCCGACCGGAUGAUGAGCUAUAUAAUCAUUUGAUGUGGUGGAUGUCACGACAGCCUUUUAUGCAGCGUACCAACCACUUUGUCGCAAGCAUCAGAACGAAUGCCUAUUAUGGUGAAACCGAUGAUGAAUUGAGUAGUUCAGACGAGGAUUCCGAGGAUGACAAUUUUGAUACCGAUGACUUCACAGAUGACGAGAAUGAAAGUCAGCAUCGAGCGAAUGUCAUAUCUCGAAGAAAGUGCAAGAAGCUGCGAUUUACCCCUUCGGAAGGCCGUCAUUUUUUCUGGUACAAACGCCGAUUGAUGAUCCUGGAACGACAACACCGGAGCCGCAACGGAACCUGGUCAAUCUUUAAUGAGCGGCUUUACUUAUCGUGUCUCGGGCGAAACUCAUUCCUGAUAAAAGAGCUCAUUGAUGAGGCGAGCAAGGCUUUUCAGAAUCGUGAUGGCAACAAGACCGUCAUCUAUCGUGCCCAGCGACACUCGCGAGCUGAUCCUUUCACCUGGGUUCGCUGCAUGGCAAGAUCACCCCGCCCAUUGUCUACGGUAAUCCUUGAAGAAAACGGGAAAUUGAAUCUCGUGAAAGAUAUGAAGAGAUAUCUACGUAGUCGCACUCGGCGAUGGCAUUCCAAUCGAGGAAUUGCCUACAAGCGUGGAUAUCUACUCCAUGGUCCUCCGGGCACCGGCAAGACAAGCCUUUGCUUUGCUGCUGCCGGUGAACUUGGUCUGCCACUUUAUUUGCUCACUCUCAAUUCGAAUGCUCUCGAUGAAGAUAAUUUGUAUUCAUUGUUCGCCGAGUUACCUCGCAAAUGCAUCGUUUUGAUUGAGGAUGUGGAUACGGCUGGAGUCACUCAUAGCCGCGGCAAAACUGCCACUUACAAACCAAAAGGCGACCAUGAUGCUGCCAUUGAAAAUGAGGAAAGCUCCGCAGAGGAUAGAUCUCCAGGUGACCAGCCUCCACUGGACAAUUCAGUAAAAGACGGCAUCACUCUUUCGAGUCUGUUGAAUGUCAUUGAUGGUGUUGCCUCCAGCGAAGGCCGCAUUCUUGUGAUGACCACGAACCACGUGGAGAGGCUUGAUGAGGCUCUUGUUCGCAUCGGCCGUGUGGAUAUGCAACUUUUCCUCGGGUAUUCCAGCAAAGAAAACAUCAAGAAUCUCUUCACAUCUAUCUACAUGCCAAUGGAAGGCGACUUCCCAAUGAAUGACAAGACCAAGCUCAAGAUGAACUGGAGUAAUGGUCACAACGUGGGGGACAGGAAAAAUACGGAGUGGAGAAAGAAAAAGCUUCAGGAAUAUCGGGAUCAUGUCGAUUCCUUGCGUUCUCGCAUCCAUCCUCUGGCAGUCGAGUUUGCCUCCAUCGUUCCUGGCGGUAUGUUCACUGCCGCUGAGAUCCAGGGUUAUCUACUCAACCAUGUAGAUAACCCUGAGAAGGCGAUCAAGGGUGCUGAGGCAUGGGUCAGGGAACUUCGGGAUACCAAACGCACGCUUGAGGAAAAGGCUAUCGAGAACGUAUACCACUAG
Messenger RNA from Penicillium maclennaniae, 1728 nucleotides. RefSeq names its product BCS1 and AAA domain-containing protein. The record is from RefSeq and is a predicted model, not a curated record. The transcript has a single exon. Gene Ontology annotation, biological process: mitochondrial respiratory chain complex III assembly; protein insertion into mitochondrial inner membrane from matrix. Lineage: Eukaryota; Fungi; Ascomycota; Eurotiomycetes; Eurotiales; Aspergillaceae. Gene Ontology annotation, cellular component: mitochondrial inner membrane. Bases 1 to 1728 code for a protein of 575 amino acids. Gene Ontology annotation, molecular function: ATP binding; ATP hydrolysis activity.